This is a messenger RNA of Morone saxatilis (striped sea-bass), 4479 nucleotides long. RefSeq names its product alpha-2-macroglobulin (gene a2m1). NCBI's taxonomy places the organism in Eukaryota, Metazoa, Chordata, Actinopteri, Moronidae. The record is from RefSeq and is a predicted model, not a curated record. Gene Ontology annotation, cellular component: extracellular region. Gene Ontology annotation, molecular function: endopeptidase inhibitor activity.
CUCUCUCUCUCUGAGUCCGGCCCGCAGUGGGGGUAGCAGCAGGCUGGGAGUGCGUCCUCCUCCGGUGCAGUCCGGUCCGCUCAAGUUGCAAAGCACAGACAUGGCACCUGUCCUCCAAAUGUUGGCCGUCAUCAUCGCAGCAGCGCUCCUGCAAACUGCGACAUCGGCCCACCUCAACGACACCAUUUUUGCAGUGACUGUGAGCUCCCGGGCGAGAGGGGGAAAACAGGAGACCCUGUGUGCCCAGAUCCACGGCCCCACAGAGCCCGUCUCUCUGACCGUCGCCCUCGAAAUGGACUCCGGCAGCACCGUCAUCCUGGAGGAGGCUGUCAAACAGGACUUCUACCGCUGCUUAAGCUUCCAGGUCCCUACAGUGCGUUCCAGAACUGUGGCAACCAUUAAUGUCACUAUUCAGGGUGAGAGCGCCUCGAUGAGCAAGAAAGCCAAAAUCCUCAUCGAGCCUCCUGCUUUCAUCCACAUCAUCCAGACUGAUAAACCGAUCUACAAACCUGGACAGACUGUUCAGUUCCGAAUCGUCUCCAUGGAUGCCAAUUUCCUCCCCGUAGCUCGAGUGUACAAAGUGGUGGAGCUCCAGGAUCCCAAUUCAAAUCGCAUUGCACAGUGGUUGGAUAAGUCCAUUGUUAGUGGUAUCCUUGAUCUUUCCCACCCCAUGAUUCCUGAGGCGGCACAAGGAAGCUACACGAUCACCGCCUCGACAAACAAAGGAGAGCAAGUAUCCCACAGCUUUGACAUCAAGGAAUACGUUUUGCCAAAGUAUGAAGUUAAGGUUCACCUACCCAGUGUGAUCACCAUCCUGGACCAAGAGGCAACGCUAAAGAUCUGUGGAAAAUACACCUAUGGGAAACCAGUUGUUGGUUCAGUGAAAGCUGUGUUUUGUAGAAAUGCCAUCAGGUUUUAUUGGUAUUCACGUUCCCAAGAAAGUGACCUCUGCAAGAUGUAUGAACUGACAACGGAUAAAAGUGGUUGUGCUACACAAAUUGUGAACUUGAUGGAGUUUUCCCUCAACAAGAGCAUGUACGAUGACCAUUUCGAUGUGAAUGCUGAAAUGGAGGAAUAUGGCACAGGGGUAAUUCUUAAAGGCAGUGGGCGGACCAGCUUCAGCAGUAACAUCAGAACUGUAACCUUUGAGGAUGUACCUGCAGCGUACAAGCCUGGCAUCCCGUUCGAGGGAAAGGUCAAAAUGGCCGGUCCAGAUAACAAACCCGUCGCCAAUGAGGCAGUGUACCUGUUUGUUGGUGACUUUCAGAACUUAACGCUGACUACAGACAUGAAAGGCAUGGCUUCAUUUUCUUUGGACACGGCCCUCUGGACAGACACUGUGAAUCUAAAGGCAAGGUCUAGAAAGACUGAGGAGAACGAGCCGUAUGUGGCCAGUUUGCGUAAGCCAGAGUACAAGUCGGCUUACCACCAAGCUGCAGCAUUUUACUCCAAGAGCAGUAGCUUUUUGAAACUCAUGCAGGUCAACAGGAAGCUCUCCUGUGACAAAGAUGCAACUGUCCGUGCUCAGUACAUCAUCCAGGGGGAGGAGCUGAAAAAGGGACAGGAAGUCCUCGACUUCUUUUACCUGGUGAUGUCCAGAGGUGGAAUAGUGCAGCACGGUCGCGUCCCAGUGGCUGUUAAAGCAGGAACUGUCAACAAAGGAGAGCUGUCCAUAUCACUCCGUCAGGUUACAAACCUGGCACCAUUUGCCCAAGUGGUAGUUUACACUGUGAUGCCUAGUGGAGAGGCUGUGGCUGAUAGCCAGGACUUCCCUAUUCAACUCUGCCUCAAUAACAAGGUGUCCAUGAGGUUCUCCUCCCUCCAGCAUCUUCCGGCAGAGAAGACCACGCUCGGUCUCCAGGCUCACCCAGGCUCUAUGUGCUCUGUCAGAGCCAUCGACCAGAGCGUCCUCCUGCUGCAGUCAGAGCAGGAGCUCACUGUCGACUAUGUGUACAGCCAGCUGCCUUUGCAGAAGCUUUCAGGAUACAGCUAUGAGGUUGAAGACUUUGAGCCAUAUCCCUGCUUCCCUGUGCCAAUGCCAGAGCCCGAGCCAGAGCCGGAGCCGGAGCCGGAGCUGGAGCUUGAGCCCGAACCAGAAGUUGAGCCAGAACUGGAGAUUGUGGUUGAUUUAGCUCGUCGAAAUAAACGCUCCAUCUACUUUGGACCGCCCAAUCAGAAGAAUGAUGUCUACAACAUCUUUAAAGAAAUCGGAAUCAAAAUUGUGACCAACUCUGAUGUGAAAAAACCUUAUAACUGCCAUGAAAGGAACUAUGAUUUAAUUUACUAUGAUGCUGAAUCCUUUGACUCUCCGGUUCCCAUGGCCUUCAACAUGAUGCCUCAAAGUUCAGGUGCGCUGGGAGGUAAAGAGGAGGAGAAGAAGGAGACCGUCAGGACAUUCUUUCCUGAGACCUGGAUCUGGGACCUAGUUACUGUGGGAGACAGCGGGUCAGUGAAUGUGGAGAAGACAGUCCCCGACACCAUCACGAAGUGGGCAGCUGGAGCUUUUUGCGUGUCCUCCGUGGGCUUCGGCGUGUCUCCCAACAUUGGACUGACCGCCUUCCAGCCAUUCUUUGUCAGCCUCACCUUGCCCUACUCUGUCAUCCGAGGGGAGGUGUUCACACUCAAAGCCACUGUCUUCAACUAUCUCUCCAAAUGCAUUAUGGUGAAGAUUACAUUGGCUGAUUCAGACCAGUACACCUUCAGAGACUGUGAAGGCUGCCAGUACAGUGUGUGCCUGUGUGGGGAGGAGAGCAGGACCUUCUCGUGGAUUGUAACUCCAACCGCCCUAGGUCAGGUGAAUCUGAAGGUCAGCGCAGAGGCCCUGAAGACCGACAUACUGUGUGGCAACGAGGUGGCCACCGUCCCCGACAUGGGCCGAAUCGACACAGUGAUCCGCACCCUGCUGGUGGAGGCUGACCUCUUUUGUGAUGAAGUCCUUCGGCGGGGCGAGACCGUACAUCUUCGUCCAUAACAAGCACAUUAAAGAUGCCAAGAGGUGGCUGUCCAGAAACCAGCGCCCUGACGGCUGCAUCCGAUCUGUGGGGAAGCUCUUCCACAACGGCAUGAAGGGAGGAGUGAGUGACGACGUGUCCCUGACGGCCUACAUCACCGCUGCCCUGCUGGAGCUGGACGCCAACGUCACGGACCCCAUGGUACAGAGCUGCCUGAACUGUCUGAAGGAAGCCGUGGGGGGCCAGCUGGACAACCUGUACACCACGGCCCUGCUGUCCUACACCUUCACUCUGGCUGGAGACCAGGACAUGAGGAGCAAACUCAUCACGUACCUGCACCAGAGGUCCAACACACAGGAUCUCCAUGCAUUACAACGUCCCCCCUCCCCCCGACUUCUCUGCCUUCAACAUCUCCACCAACACCAUGGCCAAAUGCAACACCAGCAGGCCUCAGCUCAUCCUCUUCGUGCAUGUCAGGUACCAGGGCAGGAGAGAGGAGACAAACAUGGUCAUCAUCAACAUCAAGCUGCUGUCUGGAUACAUUCUGGAUAAGAGCUCCCUGAAGCUGCUGAAGAGUGACCGCUCAGUGAAGCGCGUGGACGUGGAAGAAGGAUUCAUCAACAUCUACUUAGACGGGCUGAAAAAGGAUGAGACGAAGAUCUACAGUGUGACAGUGGAGGAGGAUCAGCCGGUCAGGAACCUGAAACCAGCCGUGGUCAAGAUCUAUGACUACUACCAGACAAGUGAUGAGGCUGUCACUGACUACACUUCCCCCUGUGCAGAGAGUGACACCAUCAACGAGCUGUAAAACCCUCGUGGAAAUCCUGCGGAAAGCCACGCCGGGACUUCUUUCAGUUGGAAGAAUCACUGCGUCAGAGAAAGAAACUUCUAGAUGUUUAUUUUUUUUUCUUUAGACUGUUUCUUUAAUUUUUUUUUACUCCUUUUUAAACUUUUUUAGCUGUGUUUUAUUGUGAGUGAAUCCCACUUUUUGUGUAAUUUUAGGAAGAUUUUUUGAGUUUUCUUUGAUUGUUGCUGUUCCAUGGUAGGCUCGUCCUCCCACGACUGUUAGUAUCAAACCAUGAAUCAGUCAGCGUGAGAAUCCACACAGUAGUCACUGCUGUCUCUCUCCUCCUCAACACUGGAACCUUCACAUCGUAACCCGCAGAGCUCAAGAAAAGCAGCCGAUAUUCUGUAACAGUUUUGUUUUUAAUAGAUUUGACAAAAUCCAUAUUAUUCAUACGUGAAAGUAACGCAUGAGACAUACAGGGUACCAAUAACACAGUAUGGUCCGAGUAUUGAUUGUGUGUGUGUGUGUGUGUGUGUGUGUGUGAAACAGGAUCUACUUUCUAGAAAAACAAAAAGUACAGUCUCAUGAGUGCUAGGUGAGUUAUUCUGCACGUGUCUGUGUGUGUGUGUGUGCAGGUGUGUGUGUGUUCUGCUGUACCAGUAAAAAAAAAAAAAAAGGUAGAUUGAUACAUCACUACCAUACAAUUUGAAAUGUAACUGACUGACAAUAAAGUUUCUAAAA